Molecule: messenger RNA, 2325 nt
Organism: Cydia pomonella (codling moth)
Lineage: Eukaryota; Metazoa; Arthropoda; Insecta; Lepidoptera; Tortricidae
Exons: 12
Coding region: 465-2264 (599 amino acids)
Molecular function (GO): metal ion binding
Source: RefSeq, a predicted model, not a curated record
GUUUAAGAAAAAUUCCAGUGAUGGGAGGAUCCAUGAGAACUAGAAGCGUUUGAAAAUUGAUAGGCCGCGGGAUAUUAUUCGGUAAUACAUCAUCUAUUAGUCUUGGGCAAAGUAUCUGAACGCACUUUAAAGUGUCACUGUCAACGCAAGUGACGUCACGUCAACGUCAGUGUCGUGUCGUCAGUGUGUGUCACUAAACAACUUUUUUUCGUCAUGAAUAUUUUAAUGUAAAAGCUCUACGAAUUACAGUAUAAAAUACGCAUAAUAUUUCUAAAGAAAAUAUGGUGUAAAAUUCUCCUUUUAUCCAAUAAUGAUACAAAUUAUAACGAUGUUAUUGUUACAUGUGCAAACGACUUUAUCAACUUUAUAGCAUUGUGUUUGUUACAUGUGGUUUUUUGUUAAUGAAAAUUGACAUGAUUGAAGCUUUCCUGUAUUUAUGAUUGGAAUAAAUAACAACUGCCAUAAUGAGUUCUCAAUCAUAUCAUCAUCAACGGGAGAUGGAGGGACGGAUCAGGAGGUUUGACAGUGCGUGUGUUGCAGCAGUGCACCAUAUUGGGCGUUUACAAGAACAAGCAAGAGGCUUCCUGGGCCAGCCAUCAUGUGAACCUAGAGAGUUUAGGCACCGCUUUCUGCAGUGCAGCAGACAGCUAGAUGAAUUCAUGUAUGCCGUAACGGAAUUCAACCUGGCAGCAAGCAGUUUCGAAACCAACAGUGCUAAUACAGAUACAUAUCACCCUGUACCACCAAAAAACCCGAAAUAUUCACGUGAAUUAUCGUCUUCUCACUCUAAUACACCAUCUCACUCUAACAUGCAGAGGUUACCAACAAACGAUAGAAAGUCAUACAACAGAAGGGAGAAUAGAGGAAUAAGUCAUACAAAACAAACAUUUAAGAGAGAGAAUUGGAGAGAGAGUAAUUUGAGUUCUAAUGGAAGAGAUUUAAAUAAAAUGGAAGGAAAUAAAACAGUGGAGGAGCAAAAUGAAGAUUUAACUAAUACAGGAUGUCAACCGGUGGGCCUGCCACCGCAACCAAAGUUGGAUCCAGCAACACACGAAGCUACCAUUGUCACUGUGAAUGGCGUCCAAUUAUGGAUAGUAGUGGAUGAUACUUUGCUCCUCAGGCUUAUGGAAGAAAUGUUGAAUUAUUACCAAAAUCGAGAAGUUGUGGAGAAAUUCAUUCCUAAAAGCGUUUGUGCUUACUAUGACGAAACUGUAACUAAGCAUUUCCUUAGAGCUCUCUACGUAACGUCAGAGGAUGGUGAUCCGGAAGUAUUUCUUGUGGACACGGGGGAAUUCCAACCAGCUACCCAAAGUCGCCUGUUGCCUCUCGCCCCGCAGUUCGCAACCACCCCGCCUUUGGCGCAUCUCUGUUAUUUAGCCGACGUAGAUCAGACAGAAGAUAAACAAUUAGAAGACAGGCGAACAGAAUUUCUGCAACAAUACUUAGGACAGCGACACGAAAUUAAACUUGUUGAAGACGUAAAUGAAGAUGGUUCUUUGCUGUCUCUGGGUGUUUACGUGUUUUUAGACGAUGGAACUACCGUCAAUGAGCGAGUGCAAGCACUGGAUUCGAACGAUGCAGAAUUGAACAAUAACUCCAAAACUAUUACUAACAACGAAAGCAUACAUUCUUUGACUGAAAUAAAUAAAUUAAAUGAUAAAAUCAAACCUGAUGAAAAUGAAAAUAUAAAUAUACUUAACAAAUCUAAUGAAAAUAUUAGUAAAGAUAUAAGUUCUGAAGAAACUAAAAUAACAUUAGAUGAAAUACAUACAUUUGAUGAAGAAAUUGAUAUAAACGCCAAUUCUGAAGAAAAUAAAAUAGAGACAGAUGAAAUUAAUAAUAAAAAGGUGAAUGAAAUUGACCUUAGAUCUGAUGAAGAACGGGUCCAAGAAUUGGAGGCGAUAGAAAAUAUAAAUUUAGAUGAAAUGAAAUAUACAGAACAUGAGAAUGCGGUAGAAGCUGUUACGGGCUAUAACAACAGGGAUGAAAUGGACAUCUGCAAGCAUUACAAAGGGGGCGAGGGCUGUUUCAAAGGCAACCGGUGCAACAAACGACACGUCAAAAUACACCCAGAGGGCUGGACGUUAGACCGCGUAUCCGUACCUGUCAAAUGUCCAUCUCCGCCCCUCCCCCCGCCGGGCACGUGGCACAAGGUCAAGGUCACACACAUAGAUGACACGUGUCAGCUGUACGUGCACUUUGAAGGACCAGGUGAGUGUCUGUUAUUACCAUAUGUCCACCGCCCUCCCCCGCCGGGCACGUAGCACAAGGUCAAGGUCCCACACAUUGUUACUGCCAAAUGUCCAUCUCCGCCCCUCUCCCCGC